AUGAAAAACCUCUCUCUCAUUUCAAUUGUGGUUUUUUUGAGUAAUUUGAUGCCGGCGCUCGCCAAUCAGGAUUAUCUUUGUAAUGGCCUGCCGAUUAAGUGGGAUGAAAUUUCUGACAAAGUUGACGAAAAAUACAAUGAGUUGAUAGUAGAUCCGUGGCAUUAUGACCGCAGUGGAGGCGAUCAAUUUGGGGAAGUGGUCUUCUCAAAGCACUAUACUAAUGAUUCUCCAUCGUUACUUCUUACCGUAAAAUUUACAAAGGACAAAACAGUCACGAAAGUGACGGCUAUUAUUCACGAUGUCCACUAUGAAUGCCGGCCGGAAGAGAGAUAUGAAAGGGCGAGUAGAGGAUGA
Blumeria graminis f. sp. triticale is the source of this 354-nucleotide messenger RNA. The record is from the annotation of a GenBank genome assembly. Lineage: Eukaryota; Fungi; Ascomycota; Leotiomycetes; Helotiales; Erysiphaceae.